AAAACACGGACAAUUGAUGAUGCUGUUGGCCACCUUAUCUAAUUGAACAUCCAACGAGAAUGUCACUCCAAGAGUUUCUGUUAUUUACGCCAGAGGCGUUUGUCGUUACAAAUAGUAUACAAUCAUCAGCUUCAUAUCAAACUCUAAAGUUCUCUUAUACAGGAGGAUUUUGGUACAAUGUGCUCAUAUACGCGGCUAUGUUUGUCCUUCUCACCACUGGCUACAGCGUACAGUUAUUCCAAAAAUUGAUACCAACACUAAAAGUGGCCCAAGACAAGGAUAUUGGAAACUUUAUCUGCCAGGUCACUGGAACAGUGAACUGUUUCUACAUUUCGCUAACUUCAGUUGUUGCCAUUUGGAAACUCUACUACACGGGGAACUUCGUGGAUGGAGUCUCCCUCUUUACCUCAAUCUGCCAGAUGAUGAUUGGCUACCUCUUGGUGGAUACAGUCUACAAAAUCCUCUACACAGGCCAGUCGCCCAUGUGGGUUCUGGGUCACCACGUUGCCGCUUUCGCCGUCACCAUUCUGGCUGCCUUGGACUCGAACUACCUAAUGGAGAAAUACCUCCUUUGUCUGAUGGAGUGUAGCAAUCCAUUCAUAAACAUGAGAAUCGUCCUCUCAAUUCUCAGCUACUCUAAGAAUACUGUUGUCUACAAAGCGAACGGGCUGCUCAUGACGGGUUCAUUUCUAGUCGCGAGGGUUCUCCCCUCCUUUUACUUUAUUCCAAGAGGCCUCUUCAUUCUAACGUAUAUGGACAACUACAAGUAUUUCCAAGCUGUCAUGUUCUUGUGCUACUUAGUUAUCAGUGCGAUGAAUUUCUACUGGUUCUACAGAAUGGUGCGGGGAAUAUAUGUAGCACUAAGAAAAGGCAAAAUAGAGUAGAUCUUAAACAUCCCAACCAAAUCAGGUCAAAUGCAGUAAUUAAUAAUUUUCAGCGUAUAAAUUAUAUCGAAGUCUGUGUGAUGAUAUAUCUGGUCAUUACAAAAUUGAAAAUACUUCAACCCUAAAAGUUCAAGUUAGUCCACAGUCUUCAUUGAAUUUCGAAAGUUCUUAGAUGAAUGUACAGUUUAAACUGCUGUACCAAAAACAAAUAAAAAAGAUUACGCCCACGUGAUUUACAGCUAUAUUGAUUCUUCUGGACUAACUAUAUAGAAUGGUAUCAAUUGAAAAAGCACAAAUUACUUUGCACAUGAAUUAAAAUUGGACCAGACUCUUGCUGUAACUGAUAAUGAUAAAUCUUGUCGACGAGUUUUGUUACGUUCAGAAUUGUACAAAUGAGGCUAUCAUUUUCAUGUGCUAGAAAAAAGCAAGACGGCUUGCGUAAAACCAUGAUUCUAACUCUCUUAUAUACCAAUAUGUGAGUUUCAUCGUGAAAUCGCGUUGUUUUUUUUUGCAUGGCCAUGUUGAAAUUCAUCAAUUGAAUCGAUAAAAGUGUAAUGAUUUUUGGCAGAGUGCUUUCAGUUUGCUAACCAAGUCUUGUAUGAAGUAGGUACCGGUGUCUCUGCCAGGAUCUCCGAAGCAAUUAGUGUCCAUGGUUUUUCUCGGCUGAUCAAAAAUUACAUGGAAACGCGUCAGCCUAUUUUGUCUGUUCUGUACAGCUAUGAGAAGCAGCCAAAACAGCAAAGGUUGAGUAGUCAUGAUCUAUUCCAGCACUGAUUUUACAUGGACUGCUUUUUCCAGUGCGAGUCAUGCCAAUAAAAAGCGUUUUUCUGCGCUUAUUACCAGCUAGAUCCCCAACCAGCUGUGGCCACCCGUUUCCAGUUGUAGUAUUCUAGUUUGCCUGUUUCCGUACAGCACCCGUGCUAGCAGACAGUCCGGC
This is a messenger RNA of Symsagittifera roscoffensis, 1821 nucleotides long. Its product is annotated as TLC domain-containing protein 4 A-like. The record is from RefSeq and is a predicted model, not a curated record. Gene Ontology annotation, cellular component: endoplasmic reticulum; membrane. Bases 60 to 884 code for a protein of 274 amino acids. NCBI's taxonomy places the organism in Eukaryota, Metazoa, Xenacoelomorpha, Acoela, Convolutidae. The transcript is spliced from 2 exons. Gene Ontology annotation, biological process: lipid homeostasis.